UCAAACAUGACUGAGUUAUUUUCAGAGAUGUGCCAAAAUGACAACGCCACCAACAUGUCAAAGUUGGACAACUGCUCUAUGGAUGACUUCAAGCAUGAUGUUUAUCCCCCAGUAUAUCUCCCAGUAUUUGCCUUAGGUAUCUUUGGAAAUGGCCUUUCCAUAUAUGUUUUCCUGAAGCUUUACAGGAAAAAGACUCCAGUGAAUGUUUUCAUGCUGAACUUGGCUAUUUCAGACCUCCUGUUUGUGUGGACUUUACCCUUCCGGGCCACCUACUACCUGAUGAAAUCUCAAUGGGUAUUUGGGGAUAUAUUUUGCAGGAUUGUGUCUUAUAGCUUUUAUGUUAAUAUGUACUGCAGCAUUUAUUUUCUAACUGUGCUGAGCAUUGUUCGUUUUGUGGCUAUUGUUCAUCCUUUCAAACAUUUGAAACUAAAUGCCAUCAAGUAUUCUAGAAUCAUAUGUGCGGUGAUAUGGGGUUUUGUGAUGACAGUUAGCAGCGUGAUGCUGUUCAAGGAACGCAUGGGCAAGGGCUACCCACACAAGUGCUUAGAUGUCCAAGAGGAGACUGUACCGAAGCUUCUCGUGAUGAACUAUAUUGUCCUGAUAGUGGGCUUCCUCCUCCCAUUUUGCACAAUAAUUUGCUGCUAUGUGCUUGUGAUCAAAGCUUUGCUUAAGCCCAGGGUUCCGAAAGCGAAGAUAAGAGCUUCUCAUAAGAAGGCAGUGUCAACCAUCGUCAUCACUUUAUUCAUGUUUCUGCUUUGUUUCCUGCCAUAUCACAUACUAAGAACUGUCUUCUUGCUGGAAAAGUGUAAGGCCUUUAUGGCCAACUGUUGCAAUUUGCUGACUAAAGCGGCAGUCAUCACUCAUUCCCUUGCUGCAAUGAAUAGUUGCCUAGAUCCUGUACUCUAUUACUUUGCUGGAGAAAACUUCAAAGAGAGACUCAAAAGUAUAUAUAAAAGGUAGAGGAUGAAGAAUCAAAUGGGCAUUCCUUAUUGGGAGUAUUUUCUAGUGAUCAAACCCCAGGACUUUGAAAGAUCAUGGGUCUUUUAAUCUAUGCCGCUGACUUGCCAUGUGACCU
Molecule: messenger RNA, 1075 nt
Organism: Mauremys mutica (yellowpond turtle)
Lineage: Eukaryota; Metazoa; Chordata; Testudines; Geoemydidae
Gene: CYSLTR2
Product: cysteinyl leukotriene receptor 2
Exons: 1
Coding region: 7-960 (317 amino acids)
Biological process (GO): G protein-coupled receptor signaling pathway
Cellular component (GO): plasma membrane
Molecular function (GO): G protein-coupled receptor activity
Source: RefSeq, a predicted model, not a curated record